GUGUUUUUCCUCCACCUCCUCAUCCAGAGUGCAGAAUAAUAAACAUCACACACUUUUGUUCGACGACGACGAAAUCCACCGCAGAAAAGUUGAAAUUCCUGCAAGAAUAAUCGAAAAGUUGGUGGAAGUGAACAUAUUUUCCGCGUUAAGAAUCGAAGUGUUUCAGAUUCGGUAUCGAAUAGUUUAAAAGACCAGCUUCCGAACGCUGCCAUCGGUAUUUCGCAGCAGCAGCUUCGAGAACGCAGGUUUCUCUCCCAUCCAAUGGGUGGUUGAAGUACACGUCGCAUUUGCAGUUAUUGGAAGUAAUUGGGGGGAAGCCGGAAGAUGAAGGCGGGUUGGGUUCUGUUCGGGGCGUUUCUCAUCCUGGCCGGAGAGGUGUGGAGCGAGUUGGAACCUCCACAGGGACCACAGGAGACGAGCGCUUCCGGAUCCGUAAGUAGUAAAAAGCGCGAUGCUGAAGCAGAGGAGGAGACAGGUGAGGUGAAGGACGGUUCGAACCAGAGGAAAUCGGCGGAAGGUUUGCUGGAGGAGCUGGUUCUGGAGCAGUCCGGGAAGAAAGGGAACGAAAAGGCCGAGUUUGACGGCUUCAGCGAUGAGUUGCACUUUAUGCGUUCGACGAUCAAGAUUGUGAAGGCACCGGAUUUAUCGCAGGAUAAGGAAAGCAGGAAGAUGUCGGAGAUGUUGAACGAGCUGCUCGAUAGUCACGAGCGGAUGAUCCAGAAGAUCGAGAGCGAGAUCGACGAGAUCAAUCGGCUUUCGCCGGAGGACGAAGGGGAAGUAGUGUUGAGUCCGGAACAGUUGGAAGCCCAGGAAGCAUUCGAUAGGGCGAUGGUAGUGCUCAACAGGACCAAGGUAGACAAGCUGCAGGGCCAUAAGUUGAUGGUGGAGGCGGCCAAUAAGGGUCAUCCACUGGCAAGGAGUCACGUGGCUUGGGCUCAGCUGCUUGGUCAUCCGGUGCACAUGGACACGGAGGCUGCGAAGAAGACGUUCUUGGAACUCGCCGAAGAAGGACUCCCCGAAGCUCAGAUGGGCCUAGGGUUUAUGUACGCAACGGGAAUCGGAUUCAACGUGAGUCAGGCCAAGGCCCUCGUUUACUACACUAUGGCAGCCCUGGGGGAUAAUUCGUGGGCUCAGAUGGCCCUCGGUUAUCGGUCCUGGGCCGGAGUAGGAGUGCCGAACAGUUGCGAAACGGCGUUGGAUUUCUACAGGAAAGUAGCCACGAAGGUGGCCAAUCAGGUGACGUUUGCAGGAGGACUAGCUGUCCACCGAAUCCGGCUGCUGGAUGAGAUCGAAAACACGGGCCCAAGUUCCGGAAUCUUGGAUAACGACUUGAUCGAUUACUACCAACUGCUCGCGGAUAAAGGAGACGUGCAGGCUCAGGUGGGAUUAGGGCAGCUGCACUAUCAAGGCGGUCGCGGCAUCUCGCUGGAUCACCAAAAAGCUUUGCAGUACUUCAGUCAAGCUGCGAAUGCGGGCAAUGCCGUGGCCAUGGCUUAUCUGGGCAAGAUCUACCUGGAAGGAAGCGACAACAUCAAAGCGGAUAAUGACACCGCAUUCAAGUACUUCAAGAAGGCCGCAGAUCUGGGAAAUCCAGUUGGACAGUCCGGAUUGGGCGUCAUGUAUCUUCACGGCAAAGGAGUCCCCAAGGACACCGUCAAAGCGCUGAAGUUCUUCACGCAAGCUGCCGACCAGGGUUGGGUCGAUGGCCAGCUGCAGCUCGGAAACAUGUACUUCAGUGGCAUCGGCGUGAAGAGGGACUUCAAGAUGGCCAACAAGUAUUUCAACCUAGCGUCGCAAUCGGGUCACGUGUUGGCCUUCUACAACCUGGGUCAGAUGCACGCCGUGGGCCUCGGAAUGAUGCGUUCCUGUCCCACUGCCGUCGAACUGUUCAAAAACGUGGCCGAGAGGGGGAAGUGGGCGGAAAGGUUGAUGUCUGCCUACAACGACUAUCGGUCCUACCGGUUCGAGGAAGCCUUCAUGCAGUACACUCUGAUGUCCGAGUUGGGCUACGAGGUGGCCCAGAGCAAUGCCGCGUUCCUGCUGGACCGAGGGGAAAUCAAUCUGUUCCAGAACCGCGACGAAGAGCUGAUACGGGCGCUGCAAUUCUGGGGGCGAGCCGCAGCUCAGGGCUAUUCGGCCGCGCAGGUCAAGCUGGGCGAUUACCACUACUAUGGACUGGGCACGAGCGUCGACUUCGAGACAGCUGCUUCCCACUACCGAAUGGCUUCGGACCAGCAGCACAACGCACAAGCGAUGUUCAACCUCGGUUACAUGCACGAACAGGGACUGGGCAUGAAGAAGGACAUCCAUCUGGCCAAACGGUGCUACGAUCUGGCGGCGGAGACCAGCACCGAUGCCAAGGUGCCCGUUGCCCUGGCACUGAUGAAGCUGCAGCUGAUCUUCAAACUGGAAGCACUCCGAGAUUCCCCGUUCACCAUUCUGCUGGAUUUGGACGACAACAUCGCCUCCAACUGGGAUCUCUAUCUCAUCACGAUUCUGACGGUGGUGCUCGGGGCAGCACUGUACUUCCGAAGACCGCUUCCCCCGGGAGCGGCCAACUACAAUCAACCAGCAGCAGCCGCCCCUGUGGAAGCGGCAGCACCAGCAGAAGAGGAAGCUCCCCUUUUGGAUCGACCUGCCGCACCCAGCAAUACGAAUCCACGCCAGCAACAGCAGCGCGAAGACGCGCCACAAUGAUCGGAUGAAUAAGUUAGCAAGCGAAGAAUGCUUGAGGUGGAUAUACAUCUUGAUUUUCCUAUACUUUAACCCAUCCAUUUUAGUCUGAUUCCGUGUUUGUUUUAAGAAUCAUCCGUUUUUUUGCGACUUCGGCGAGAAGCGAGUCAAUGCUGUAAAGUUUGGUAAAAUCAGAAAUUUGUUUGCACUUUCGAUUUGCUUUACUCUACUACUGCUUCGACUUUACUUGAAAUGCUUGACGAGUGUGUACAGUUCGGUUCUAUGAAAGGAGUGGGUUGCGUUGAAGUUGGUAUGUUGGUUACACAUUGAGAUGUAGCAGUCAGUAUCUGCUGUGAGAGCGUACGUAGUAGAAGUUUAUGUGAAAUAUACUUAGUGUACGAUACGU
Aedes aegypti (yellow fever mosquito) is the source of this 3079-nucleotide messenger RNA. RefSeq names its product protein sel-1 homolog 1 (gene Hrd3). The coding region runs from base 325 to 2697 and encodes 790 amino acids. Gene Ontology annotation, biological process: ERAD pathway. The record is from RefSeq and is a predicted model, not a curated record. Lineage: Eukaryota; Metazoa; Arthropoda; Insecta; Diptera; Culicidae. Gene Ontology annotation, cellular component: endoplasmic reticulum membrane. Gene Ontology annotation, molecular function: protein binding. The transcript is spliced from 4 exons.